Molecule: messenger RNA, 4355 nt
Organism: Centropristis striata (black sea bass)
Lineage: Eukaryota; Metazoa; Chordata; Actinopteri; Perciformes; Serranidae
Product: DENN domain-containing protein 2A-like
Exons: 20
Coding region: 176-3400 (1074 amino acids)
Biological process (GO): retrograde transport, endosome to Golgi
Cellular component (GO): actin cytoskeleton
Source: RefSeq, a predicted model, not a curated record
UUUUACAGUCUCUUUUCCCAUUCAAUUAAACAUCUGACGAGACACUCCAAGGAUUAAAUCCAGUUAGAAAACCUAUGACAGGCGGUUUAACCUGGACAUACUGAACACCGUGGUGGUUUGGACGUUAUACCAAUGGAUACUUAUACAGCAGCAUCAUUAUGCUCCCAUUAUACUAAUGAACAAAUGGAAACUGUACGACGCAGCGAGGUGUACAGUGAUCAUGGCAGCCACUAAGAGGAUGACAAUCACAUCGGACUGCAUCUACUCCACUGUCAACAGGGUAAAGAAGGGCUGUGCUGGUGAGAGAAGUGAGCUCCAUAUCACUUCAGUGGAAAACCAGAAAACCGGGCAGAGAAAGUGGGCACCAAAACUCCCUCUUACCCCAAUAGACAACCUGAACAACCAGAAGACAGAAUCACCCAUGAUGGCUCACAGGAGGCCGAGCUUUGACCGUCACACCAAUGAGAACACUCUCCUGGUCGGCAACAAGCUCCCCAGAUCCAAUGGAGGCAACAUCAAAGACAAGAUUUCUCUGUGGGAGGGUAAGGAACCCACUCAUUCAGCCAUUACCUCAGGUUCUUUGGGCCAGUGCGCCAGCAUAAAAAGGACAGAAUCUCUGACAAAAAAGGGGAAAAUUUCAGAGGAGCAGAGUGCAGAGAGCUGCAGGAGAGUAGCUCAUGACGAAAAGGAAAAUCUCAGGAAAGAGAAUGUAGGAAAACUUGGGAAUUCAAGGCCUUGUUCACCUGUUGGAACUGGGAAACAGCAAAGAGGGAUGUUCAAGAACAGCAAGCCCAGUGAGAACCAAAAAGAGGAGGACUGUGGCAGAGUUGUUCCCAAAGAAAAGCAAAAUGAGAAAGAAAAUGUAGGAAAGCUUGGAGAUUCAAGACCCUGUUCGCCUGCAGCAGGAGUGCAGCAGCAGGUGGGGACACUGAGGAAAAGCAAUGAAAAGAGAACAGGGGAGCAAUCCAGCCAGGAGAAGAGAGCUGUAUUCAACCUUUUUAAAAACCUGGAGGCUAUGGGGGAGAACCACGGGAAAACUCCUCCAGAGCUUGGAAACUACUUCAGCCCACCUAGCAAAGACAAACAGGUAGUUAUGGGUCAAAGUAGUGAAGCGAAUGGAAAGCAGCACCUGGAGAAUGUGUACACAGAGCCCGGGGCGCCCCCCAUCAACCCAGUCCCCAAACCUCAACGUACUUUUCAGCAUCCAACUACCGGCCUGACUGGGAAGAGUCAGAGGCAGGGGAGAGAGCAGAGGAACUUGCCCCCACUGCCCUACAACUCUCUGAAAACUUUAUCCAAACCACCUUCGGGUGUCUACGGGAGAUCGAAGGGUGAAAGAGUCAGAGACAACAUCAACAGGAAAUCCUUUGAGCUUGAAGACCUCGCAGGGUCAACUAGCCAGCUCUUCUCUCGCUCACUGUCUCAGGAACAUCACUAUGAAGACAUCCUAGACUCAUCCAAGGAGAACCCAUAUGAGGACAUAGAGUUGGAGAGUCAAUGCUCCCAGCAGUCUUUGCCCUCCUCUCCUGGUGCUGAUACUACCAAGAUCUCAAGGCCCGGCUUCUUCAGGCAGAAUUCAGGCAGGAGCUUUAAGCUGCUGGACCUGCGGAGAACCAAUCAGUCGCCCCACAGCACAAGCAGCGGUGGUGUGUCAUCUCCACCCCAGCUCAGCCCUCCUUCUACUCCCGGUGGGCCUGAACACACAUCAUGGCUGCCCGGGGAUCCCUACAGCCGCACCAGCCGCAGGAUACCAACGGUUGUACUGAGAAUCAACAGCAUCUUCGAGGCUCGGAUCGGAAAGAAACACCUAAGAAGGAUCUAUCAUUAUGCUGAGACAAGCUCAGGGAGAGUGACAGAUGAAAACAGUGACUCUGAGAGUGAAGUUGAAGAAAGAGCAAAAGCUCAUCGUCAGCGUCUGGUGUCAGUCCAGUCCAUACUGAGCCAGCCCAACCAGGCCCACUACAACGGUACCAAUACCAGAAAUGGCUCUCUGGAAAAGGACCUCCACCAGCGUCUUCUCUUUGAAUAUUUUCUGGUUGUGUCACUGCAGAAGUCAAAGACUGGUGCCCACUAUCUGCCGGAGGUCACACAGCAGUUUCCCCUGAAGCUUGAGAGGAGCUUUAAGUUCAUGAGGGAGACGGAGGAUCAGCUGAGGAUCAUUCCUCAGUUCUGUUUCCCUGAUGCAACAGACUGGGAGCCAGUGGAGAACUACCCAAGUGAGAUGUUCUCCUUUGUUUUGACUGGAGAGGAUGGGAGCAGGAGGUUCGGAUACUGUCGACGUUUACUGCCCAGUGGAAAAGGUAAACGUCUACCAGAGGUCUACUGUAUCGUCAGUCACCUUGGAUGUUUCAACCUGUUCUCCAAGGUGCUGGAUGAGGUGGAGAGGCGGAGGGCUUUGUCUCCGGCACUCGUGCAGCCUUUUAUGAGAGCCAUCAUGGAGGCUCAGUUUCCAGCUCCGGGCAGAACCAUCACUAUUAAAACGUUCCUCCCUGGCUCAGGCACUGAGGUGAUGGAGCUCUGUCGGCCCUCUGACUCUCGCUUGGAGCACGUGGACUUUGAGUGUCUGUUCUCCUGUCUGAGUCUGCGCCUGCUCCUCCGGGUGCUGGGGUCUCUGCUGCUGGAACGAAGGGUCAUCUUCACUGCUGACAAACUCAGUACUCUCUCCCAGUGCUGCCACGCUGUUGUGGCGCUGCUUUACCCCUUCGUGUGGCAGCACACUUACAUCCCCGUGCUUCCCUCGGCCAUGCUCGACAUCGUCUGCACUCCGACCCCGUUCCUGGUUGGCCUGCUGUCCAGCUCCCUGCCCCAGCUCACCGAGCUGCCGCUGGAAGAGGUUCUGGUUGUGGAUCUUGGAAACAGUCGAUUUCUCAGACAGUUGGAUGAUGAGGACUCCAUCCUGCCUUCUAAGCUCCAGUCAGCCCUGGAGAAUGUUCUGGAGAGGAGGAGAGAGCUGGCUAAUGAGAGAGGAGGAGACACACCCGGCGAUUCUGGCCAUCUUAGCACCGUUGUGUCUGAGGCCUUUGUUCGUUUCUUCGUGGAGCUGGUAGGCCACUAUCCACUUUUCAUAACUGGUGAACGGGAAGACGGCUACUCCUCUUCAUCCUCCUCCCCGGUCCCCUGCUCCUUCCAGCGCGAGGGUUUCCGUAAAGCGAUCCCUUCUAAGACUGUGCGCCGCUUCCUGGAGGUCUUCAUGGAGACCCAGAUGUUCGGCUGGUUCAUCCAGGAGAGAGAGCUCCACAGGCAGGCUCUGAGAGGACUGUUUGAAGUGAGGGUGCAGGAAUACCUAGACUCCAUCCACGAAAAUGAACACCGGAGGGUUAAUAGGUUUCUCAAAGGCUUGGGAAACAGAAUGAAAUUGCCACUACAAUUUCACAAGACACAAACUAAAAAGAAGCACUAAAACAAGGGAAGACUUCAGGGACUGCAGACAUCCAACAGAAGAACCUUAAACCUGUAUUCAUUCUAAUGACCAGCAGGGGGCGACUCAGCUGGCUGCAAAAUGAAGUCCGAUUGUAUAUAAGGAUAUUACCCUAUUUCUCACUUGAUUUAUUACCUCAGCAAACAUUUUCAAGUUGCUAGUUUCAAGUCUUCUUCAAUACAGCAUGAUGGUUAUUUUGAGAGUAAAAAUAGAUAAUAAGGCUGGGUAUGCUUUUGCGCUUGCGAUUGACAAGAAUAUACCAUGGUGACAAAAUGCCACAAUAGAUGGAUGAGGCUUGAUGAUAAUCCUAGAUUUUCAAAAUUCUCACAAGAUUGUUGAGAAAAGGCAUUGAACUUGAAUGCUUAGGGUUAUGAGAGGUUGGCAUACAGCGAGUCUCACAUGAGUUUUGACAAUUCUAUUGUUACCAUCUAGACAUAACCAUGACAGACACAGAGGAGCUGUUGGUAAGUGAUUACAAAUUCUUACUUCAAAGGAAAAUCCUGCUGUAUUUCACAUAAACAUGGAAACUUCGGGCUGUGAACCCACAUCAAUAGCCUAUUUAAGAAGUUGGUUGGUCUUUUAAAUUAUAUUCUUGAGGCAACAAUCUUCAGAGCACAAUGAACACAAUGUAUAAAGAUAGAAAUGGUCUUAAAUAGAUAAGUUGUAAAUGUAAAUACUUCUACGGGGCACAAUGAGUCAGUUAAUGGUUUGAUCAGUAUGACAAUAAGGUACAUAGUAUGGUGGUCACCCUGUGUAUGCACUGUAACUUGACUUGACAUAGUAUUCUCUGAAUCCACUAGGGGGCAGUAGUAUAUUUACUCUGGUUAGAUGAUCUUGACACUGUCAGUGACUGACCAGAAAAUGACACAAACCUACUCUUCCAGUCUGUCAUGCUCCAAUUUUCUGAAAACAGUGACAACAUCACAAGUAAAUAAAU